Molecule: messenger RNA, 3563 nt
Organism: Mobula hypostoma (lesser devil ray)
Lineage: Eukaryota; Metazoa; Chordata; Chondrichthyes; Myliobatiformes; Myliobatidae
Product: transmembrane protease serine 6-like
Exons: 12
Coding region: 27-1562 (511 amino acids)
Biological process (GO): proteolysis
Molecular function (GO): protein binding; serine-type endopeptidase activity
Source: RefSeq, a predicted model, not a curated record
CCGAUUGGAAGCGCCUCAGAAACAGGAUGAAAAACACUCAAGGUAGAAAGACUCCAAGAAAUAAGGGAAGUCGUCAAUCUGCUAAGGAGAAGGCAGCCAAGAGAAAAUGUCCCAGUUGUUGCUUCAAAUGUCUUCCGAUCAUCAGUGGAUUAAUUCUCUUCAUAUUGAUAGCAGGAUCCAUUACACUGAUUCGUGGUGUUCUUGAGGUCCCAGUGAUCAUCAAUGGCUUUGCUCCCAAUCGCCGUUUGAGUACAGUAGCCACAACGAUCCUGAGCAGCACCAGCCAAACACUCAACUUCUCCACCAGUGCCAGUAAUGACACAAGUGCAACAAACACAUCUGAUUCAAAUAACUACAGCCCAAAUGCCAGAUGCUACUUUGUGGGAGAGAUGGAGGUAAAAGAGAAUAUCUCCAUUGAACUCAACAGUGAUCCCAGCUCAGAAGAAUAUUUGAGGAUUACAGAAGGUGUAGAGAAGAUGAUAAAUGGUACAUACAAAACUUCAGCAUUCAACACGGUGUAUAUAACUACUAAAGUCAUUGGAAUAAGUCCUGUCUACUCUGCUAUCCGGUUCUGGAUGCACCUCGAGUGCAGUGUGAGAUUCCGUACAGAGGAAAUUACAGCAGUCUUUCAGAAAGCAGAGGGGACCAUCAAUUUUCCCAACAACCAGCAGCUGAAGGUUCAACUCAACACCAUGAUUAUAUGGUGUGAGAACAGCAUGCCAAGAUGUUCCAGUGGAUACUGCAUUAAUAAAAACAAUGGAUUUUGUGAUGGCAUUGAAGAUUGCUGGAAUGGAGAAGAUGAAGCAGUUUGUGAAGGCCAUUCAACCACCCUGAACACACAUCAGCAGUGUACAGCGGGCAUGAUGGUAUGUGCAGAUGACAACUGUUUAAAUAAAGACAGCGGCUUCUGCGAUGGUGAUUCUGAUUGUUCUGAUGGAAGUGACGAAUGGAAUUGUGAUUGUGAAAUAUCCCGUGCAACUGAUUGCUCGUCAGUAGUGACCCUCACCGGAAGAAAGUAUAGAAAUCCUUGCCAAGGCUCUCUUAUCUCCAACAAGUGGGUGCUGACCACUGAAAGCUGUGCUGAAGACAGUUCCUUCCAGUAUAUUUGUGCUGGCUCUCCCAAGCUGACAAAAUACAGGAUUGAAUCACGUUACACUCUGGACAGUACAGGUGAAGGUAUUGCUCUCCUGCUUCUGGACUCCCCGGUGGCAUUCAACGGCUUUCAGCCAAUUCCUCUGCCCAGCCCUAUGAAUCAAACGGAAACAGCUCAAACCAGCUGCAAAGUCACAGGCCUGUGGAACACCACACGUCAAGGUGAAUGGUAUGUGAUUGCUUCUGAUGAACAACGGAUCGUAGUACAUGAAGUUUUUCAACAUCUCAGAAACUGUCAGGUCCAAAGAGGCAGCCCUUUAGUGUGUCUUGAAGCAAAUGAGACCUGGGUCCUCACAGCAGUCAGAGGUGGAUGUUCGAGACUUCAGAACAAUUAUAGAAGAAUCAAUGAUGUCUUGUCAAAAAUAAAAGAAAAAAUUGAUCCCCCUCCUGCUGUAGAUAAUGACAAAUGACUGUGCAUCUGUGCAUAUGUUGUCACACCCUCACCAUAUAGACACAUUCCAAGGCUCCUGGAUUACUGGUCCAGUAACUUAGCCACAGCUUGUCACUGGGCUAGCAAUCCAGAGUUUGUCUCCUGCCCUGGGAUUCAAUAAGCACUAAUUCUAUACUGUUCCAGUUCUAUUCCACAUCCCACGCAAUAUCUACAUAUUGUAUCUGAGUGCUUGUAUCUGUGUGUAAGUAUGGUUACAUCAGUGUCUGGGUAAUGUUGCUAAGGAGAGCAGUGAACUGUAGUUUUUCACACUGGAUGGAAGUGUUCCUUGGAGUAGGGAAGAACUCAAUGCAAAUUUGUAAUCUGGAUUUGUUGGUUUGAAGCAUAGCAUCAAAGUUUUCAGAAAGCAUAAAUUUUGUAAAUGUAAGAAGUGACAAGGAGGAUGGACACGUGUGACAGAUGAAACUGUAAGCAGAAAAGUGCGAGUGAUUGUCCUAAUGUACCAUACCUUUCUAUCUGUCAGUUCUCUAUGUGUGCAUAUGUGGAUAAUGCACAAAGGAGACAGUCUGUGAGAGCAAAUAAUCGAAUCCAUCAAAUCAGUUGGAAAAGGAGGAAAACUGUCAUAAAAACAAUUUGUAGCAAGUACGUUAUAUGUUGAUUGCACUUCCCAUUCUAACAGGAAGUGGUACACCACACUUCCUAUUACACUUAUUUAUUCUUAAUAAACUUGGAUGUAAUUCUUAAGUUAUUCUUUAUCAAUUUUAUGCUGUUGAUAAGGCAUUGCUAACACUGCAGAGGUUGUAAAUUAAAAGUAAAUCUUGUGAAGACAUGAAUGUGAUAGGGGAAAUCUACUUUAACAGCUCUGUGCAUGCCAGGAGCAUUGGGAAGGCUGUAAAAUCUCAUCCCACCAACGCAAGUUGGGAAAGCCCCAUCCCAACAACUGGAAUUUGCAAUAUCAGAAUCAGAAUCAGGUUUAUUAUCACCGGCAUGUGACGUGAAAUUUGUUAACUUAGCAGCAGCAGUUCAAUGCAAUAUAGAAGGAAAAAAAAACAAAAACAAAGAAAAACAAUAAAAUAAUAAGUAAAUCAAUUACAGUAUACAUAUAUUGAAUAGAUUAAAAAUUGUACAAAAAAACAGAAAUAAUAUAUAUUUUAAAAAUGUGGUAUUGUCCAAGGGUUCAAUGUCUAUUUAGGAAUCGGAUGGCAGAGGGAAAGGAGCUGUUCCUGAAUUGCUGAGUGUGUGCCUUCAGGCUUCUGUACCUCCUACCUGAUGGUAACAGUGAGAAAAGUGCAUGCCCUGGGAGCUGGAGGUCCUUAAUAAUGGAUGCUGCCUUUCUGAGACGCCACUCAUAGAAACAUAGAAAACCUACAGCACAAUACAGGUCCUUUGGCCCUCAAAGCUGUGCCAAACAUGUCCUUACCUGAGAAAUUACCUGGGGUUACCCAUAGCCCUCUAUUUUUCUCAGCUCCAUAUACCUGUCCAGGAGUCUCUUAAAAGACCCUAUUGUAUCCGCCUCCACCACCGUCGCCGGCAGCCCUUUCCACACACUCACCAUUCUGCAUAGAAAACUUACCUCUGAUAUCUCCUUGAAGAUGUCCUAGGUAUGCUGUGGGCCAGUACCCAAGAUGGAACCGACUAAAUCCACAACCCCUCCUGGUCCUGGCCCCCCCCCCCCAUACCAGACAGCCCAUCAGAAUGCUCUCCACGGCACUUCCAAAAGCAUAUACCAUGCAGUCAGGGAGAACACGAGGAAAUAUCCCUUUAUAUCCUGAGGAUUUGCAUCAAUAUUCAUUUGUAAAUUAAGUUUUGUUAAAAGAUUGAACCCAGUUUAAAAACAGAUAAUGAGAUUGCACACUCAAAUCUUUUCUGUGUGUACUGUAUGAUGGGGUGGGUGUAACAUUUUCAACAUGAAUAAGCAAAACUAGCUAUAACAGAUCAAUGCUUAUGUCACAGUGCUGCACUUGAUGUUUUUGCUUCUGCAAUGACUGCGUACAAAAUGGUAGAGCUGUGUGAUAUUUAUUAA